AUGGAUUUAAAAAGAAAAUCAAUCUUCUCGCUGCCUACAAGCAGCCAAGGAAAAAAAACCAAGAGCUCUAAUCAAAAGAAUGAGUCAGAUGUUAUAUUGGGGCAUUUCCCAUAUGGAAAUAAUGAUACACGAUCCCCGCUCAACACAUUGGAAAAGCUCCUCGGGGAAAUUAUAGACAGUCCCCAUUCCACACAGAAUUAUACAUCUACAACCGGUUCGGAGGUGGUGAAAGCUGCUGCUGAACUGGCCAAGGCACUCAAAAUUGCGAAAACUUCACCAAACACAUCUGCUCAUACAGUUAAACAUGUUGACUAUAUGCACCGGGAAAAUCUACUUGAUACAUCUGCCAUCUUGGAAGGCGAAAGCGACUUGCCGGUCUUGCCGCCCAUUCUAGAUGAGGGUCUUCAAAAGGCCGUCUUCACUCACCCUGGCUUGAGCAACAACAAUAAGACGACCUACGACCGACUUGAAAUUCUCGGGGACGCAUACAUUGAAUUGAUUGCUACGAAGUUAGUAUGGGACAGGUUUCAGGAUAUCCCGUCUGGUCGCAUUUCACAGAUCAGGGAACUCUUGGUGAAGAAUGAGACUCUUUCUGAAUAUGCAACAAAAUACGGACUUGAUCGCAGAGCCUCUGUGCCCCAGGGCUAUCUAGAUCAGCCGAAGCGGUGGACCAAGACUAAAGGCGAUAUUUUCGAGGCUUAUGUGGCUGCUGUCAUACUAUCUAACCCGGCUCAGGGCUUCAAACUAGCCGAAUCAUGGUUGACGCAGUUGUGGCUACCAAAGCUUACGGGACUUGGAACUCAAAAAUCGACCCUUCAAGCGAAGGAGGCUCUUUCAAAGAAGGUCAUGGCUAAAGGAGUCAAACUCGACUAUAUUGAUGAACUUCCACCGGUCACGUCAAAAGGUGGAAUGCAAACCUUUUUUAUUGGUGUGUAUUUUACUGGCUGGGGAUGGAAUAGAAGGCAUCUAGGUUCCGGUCAAGGCCGUAACAAAGCAAUAGCUGGGGAUGAGGCAGCAAAACAGGCGUUACGAAACAACCCAUUGAUUGACGAAAUCGCUGAGAGAAAGAGAGACUCAUUUGAACAGGAACAAAGACGAAAAGCAUAG
Messenger RNA from Aspergillus chevalieri, 1107 nucleotides. Its product is annotated as ribonuclease III. The record is from RefSeq and is a predicted model, not a curated record. Gene Ontology annotation, cellular component: nucleus. Gene Ontology annotation, molecular function: double-stranded RNA binding; ribonuclease III activity. Bases 1 to 1107 code for a protein of 368 amino acids. NCBI's taxonomy places the organism in Eukaryota, Fungi, Ascomycota, Eurotiomycetes, Eurotiales, Aspergillaceae. The transcript is spliced from 2 exons. Gene Ontology annotation, biological process: primary miRNA processing; regulation of gene expression; rRNA processing.